AUGUUGAAUAAAUAUGACGAAUCACUUUCAGAUCUCAAUAGAUCACUAGAGAUAAAACCAGAUGAUGCUUUCGCGUUGAGAAAUCGAGGAGAAACUCACAGAAUGUUGAAUAAAUAUAACGAAUCACUUUCAGAUCUCAAUAGAUCACUAGAAAUAGAACCAGAUGAUGCUUUCACAUUGAGAAAUCGAGGAGAAACUUACAGAAUGUUGAAUAUAUAUAACGAAUCACUUUCAGAUCUCAAUAGAUCACUUGAAAUAAAACCAGAUGAUGCUUUUGCAUUGAGCAGCCGUGGAGAAACAUACAGAAUAUUGAAUAAAUAUAACGAGUCACUUUCAGAUUUCAAUAGAUCACUAGAAAUAAAACCGAAUGAUGCUUUUACAUUGAGCCGACGUGGAGAAACUUACAGAAUAUUGAGAAAUACAACGAAUCACUUUUAG
Molecule: messenger RNA, 438 nt
Organism: Acaulospora morrowiae
Lineage: Eukaryota; Fungi; Glomeromycota; Glomeromycetes; Diversisporales; Acaulosporaceae
Source: the annotation of a GenBank genome assembly